Molecule: messenger RNA, 282 nt
Organism: Priceomyces carsonii
Lineage: Eukaryota; Fungi; Ascomycota; Pichiomycetes; Serinales; Debaryomycetaceae
Exons: 1
Coding region: 1-282 (93 amino acids)
Source: RefSeq, a predicted model, not a curated record
AUGAAUGAUUUAAAUGCGAGGGAUAUGAAUGUGGAUUAUAUUGCACCUGAGGUACCUUCUUCUUACGAGAAUCAGGUAAAUCAGCUAAUAUCAGAGCUACCUCUCGGAACAAAUUAUAGCUAUUACAAUGAAACGGUAUAUGGCACCGUUAUAAGCUCAAAUAAUACAUAUGACAGUAAUGGUGACUUGGGCAAAAGGUGCGUUUGGGUUGGUGCGGUAUGCCAACCGCAAUGUAAUAUAGCCAAAGUUAAGGAGAUGAGAGUCUACAAGCGUGGUAAUUGA